Messenger RNA from Paramuricea clavata, 21212 nucleotides. The record is from the annotation of a GenBank genome assembly. Lineage: Eukaryota; Metazoa; Cnidaria; Anthozoa; Malacalcyonacea; Plexauridae.
AUAAGGCUUAGAGUAAAGAUCUUAUCUCAAAAUGUUUAAUGCCGCAACAACCAGUUUCACCACUUAGCAAUCUUCAAUCACUUCAAAACAGGUAAUGACGGCACUGACUAAGUAAGUUACGUACACUGUAAAUUUCAGGGAGUUAAUUCAACUCCAGUGGUAUUAUUCUGAACCUAAUUUUACUCCACAUUUGGAGUUAAUUGAGGUACAGUAUAACUCCACCGGAGUUAACUUAACUCCCUGAAAUUAACAGUGUACGUAAACCGCGGCGAAUAUAAUGUCACAAUUAGUUUGCAAAUAGCAGUAUAGCCCUUAGUACGCUAUCGGUUCAUUUGGAAAUGCUUUUAGGAAACAGUGCAAUUUUUUAAAUAGUCCUUAGAAGUGCUUACGUCACACGGUUUUUCCUACAUGAUUCCGGCAAUAUUGCAUUCCAAUUUAUUGUUGGACACUAGCGUGGCGUAUGCACCUCUAAGGUCUAUUGCACGUGGGCUCAAGUAGGCAAGCAUCUCGUGUUACUUUAAAACUUAGAACUAGUGAGCUGGCCGUCCGAAUAUUAGAUUGUUGCAAUUAUUUUUUGGAAGAUAUGGACGAUAAACGUGAACAAGGUCAAGGUAUGUAGCUUCGUGCAUAUAAUUUGCAUCUAAGUUUCGACAUCUAUAUGCUUCGUGCAUAUAAUUUGCAUCUAAAUUUCAACCAUCUCAUGAUUGAGAAACUUUAUAAAUAUUCAUGACUAUAAAACACGUGGAGUCGUUAUAAAACAGUACAAAACUCAAAAGGAUCUGUUUUAGUAAUGAGGUCCAUUUUAUAUUUCAAAUAGAUCGGGGGGAAAUCUUUGAUGAUGGCAAAAAGGAGUCAUUGGAACAGGCACAGAAGUUCAAUUCCUUUUUACAGCCUGUUGCUCCUGCACCAAGAACAACUAAUGCGCCUAAGAGGAAGUUGGAGCAACAGUUACCACCAAUAAAAAAAAGAAAAAAGAAAAGAAAAAAGAAGGGCAGAAUUUCUAAAGGAAAGGAAGAAAAAAGGGGAAGAAAGUCUCCCAAAGAAUGUGAAGGCAGUGGUUGGGAUACAGAAGUCUGGACUUCUGACUCUGAAAACAAUGAUGAUCCUACUUUUGCUAACCCUACUUCUGCUACCCCUACUCCUGCUGACCCUGCUGAUACUCCACCACCACUAGUAAGACAAGAUGCAAUGCCAUCACACUAUUUUUUCUGAUAUAUAUAUAUAUAUAUAUAUAUAUAUAUAUAUAUAUAUAUAUAUAUAUAUAUAUAUAUAUAUAUAUAUAUAUAUAUAUAUGUAUAUAUGUAUGUAUGUAUAUAUGUAUUGUAUAUAUAUAUAUGCAAUACUUAUGUUAAACAAAUCAUGAUCUGACCUGUGAUCCGAAGCAUUAAAUGUAGCUCAUCCAAUACAACAUUUUCAAGUUUAACUUCAAGCAAUGGCUUGUGUUGGCAUGAAAACUGAUUCUUUAGGGCACAAUCUUGGAUGUCCUUCAGUGAGCGACAGUUGUGCAUUUCCCAGAAAUCCAUUGGCUUGGACAUGUCCCAUCUAAAAUCAGUAUCACAACAUUCUAAUAUUAUUAUUUUAUUAAUGCAGUAAUCUGUAUAUAAUACAUUUUGUGAAUCUGAAUUAUUUAUAGUUUUUAACCCUUUAAGUGGCAAAUUUGCCCAGAUGUGCCCUACUUUAUUAUUUUACUCUGUCUAACGCCAGACAAGCUUACUCGUCAGGGGGAAUGUGCCACUCAACGGGUUAAAUAAAUUAUUCAGAUAAUUUCAUAAACUGCAUUACACAGAAAAAUAUUGCUGAAUUAAGCUAACUUUCCUACUGUUGCAUUUAAUUGAUACCUUAACAGGGAUUUUUUCAGGGAUUUUUUAGGGCCGUUAAACGGCACCAAAAACUCAAUCUUGUAUUGAGUUUUGAAACUCAAUCUUCUCACCAAAGUUUCAGUGCAGUAAAAAUAAAGUUGUUUGAGUUAUAAAAUGUUGUGACGUGUGGAAAUUAGUUUUCAGUUGGAAGCCCGACAAGCCAUCUUUAACCAUUUUAUAGUCAUAUAGUGUCCCUGCUUUAACACAUUCCGUCUCAAUUACAUUUAUUAAGUACAGGUGUCAGCCCCCGGUAGGGGGGGGGGGGGUGCAGCCACCCCAACUGUUCAGCUAAACUCAAUCUUCUCUGCAAAAACGGACCCAAGAGAAAAUCCUAGAAAAAACCCUGCUUAAUAACUUGUGUAUUUUACACCAAAUACAAGCAUAAUCUGAGGUGGCUCCCUUAAAACCAAGUAUCAACAACAGAAACUAAAAUAUAAAAACAUAUAUGAUAUAUAAUAUGCCGGUACAUAAUUAAUAUUUAAUAAAUAUAUAAUUAAAGUUCAUACUAUGUAUGUACAUGUAACCCUGACACAGUACUUGGGCACGAACAAACUUAUUUUACAAAACCAAUAGAAUAAUGCCUGAAUGCUAACUUUAGAGGUAAGGCCCAUAAUUGGGAAUUCAAUGCACUUGUUUGAUGAAGUACUGCAUUCAGAUCAGUAGCCAAGCACUGUGUGAAGUUGGUACCUAUGGUGCAAAUAUUACCUUGUAAUCACCUCCAACAAAUAUUUCAAUGGGGACAUCUUUAUCCUUGAUUUUGAUUUUCCCUGCUCUUACCAACUUGUUGAUGUCACCAAAUAUCUUUGAACAUGACAUUUUCAGAAGAUCAUAGUCCUCAUGGCCCUUGAUAAUGGCACCUGUAUGGUUCCCUAAAUGAAAAAUACAAGCAAAACAGUAUAUUUAAGCCAUUGAGUCACAUUGCAUUUAUUAUUUUACUCUGUCUAAUGCCUGACCAUUUUACUUGUCAAGGGAGAGCGCUUGCGCUUAAUGGGUUAACUGGCCUAUCUGCCUAUGUGUCUAAUUAAUUGAGUCGCAUUGCACCCUAGUUUAUUAUUUUACUCCAUCUAACGCCAGAUGAUUUACUUGUUCAAGGGGAGAGCGCUGGCGCUUAAUAGGUUAAUAAAAUAAAUUAAAACUGACAUAGUUAGAUUUUACAUUAACAAUAUUUGACUAGUACACAAACUGAAUCCACUAAAGAUAAACAAAAUUAUAGGGGAAUACCUUUUGAUGACAUCACAGUAUCUUCGGCAUUCAAUAUUGAAAAGCUGAUAAUUAUAAAAUUGGUCAGUCUAGUCAUCUUUGCCCCAUCGCCACUGAUUUUCACCUUAAUCACAGUAUUUCCGAGUUCUUCAUUUGCCUCUAUCUGAAAAUUGAAGGUUGUGACAUGAGUAAAUGUUUUUAUAAUUGUAAAAUAUUAUCAAAUAUUCAUUGGAUCUCUGAUGAUUUGAACAUUGUAAACAAGUCAACUUUUGCCUCAGGCCAAGAGUGAUCUUCAGGCCCAAGCUCGGAAUGGCUAUAUUGUGCCAGACAACAAUAUUUCUGACCAUAUGAUAACUAUAUUUCAGAAUAAAACUUACCAUUUCGUCACUAGUAAUCGACGUAUUUACACAUUGGAGCUGUGAUACUUAGCUUUGCAAAUCAUUUACCAAAGCAACAGUGCUAAGUUCGCUGUGACGAACAGCAACACUCUUUACGUUUGCAAGUAGAUUUUGCCGAGAUCCCCCACGUUUCCCGAAAAGUUGUUUUGCUACUUUCGUGCAAAGAAUACGUAAGCGUUCAUCGACUCUUGAACAGUUUUCCUGAAUCUUUAUUGAAUACUUUUUGCCAAUAAAUGCAUUCAAUAUUUGUAGGUACGUGCAUUCAGUCAAUGUAGUUUGCUUUACAUUGUGCCAACUGUUUAGUUGUUCGAACGGAAUGUGAAGCGUAAAGGCAAUCUCUUCAAUAUCAACUUCGGAUCUUUUAAUCAAGUUUGGGAAAUGCAUAGAUACCCAGAGCAUUUGCCAUAAAUUUGCAUUAAAUUUGUAUUAAAUUUGCAUGUCAGAGAAGGCAAGAGACCGAUUCUAAUUUCCCGCUACAAUGCGCGAUAUUCGCUGUCGUGAGUUACCAUAGUAACGAGACAGGAAGUAAAUAUGCAAAGGGAAUGUACGCUGAGCAGUAACACGCCUUCUCGCAUUGUAUUAUGAAAGAAUGCUCUGUUUCUGAGCUUUAUUUUGGUGUAUUGCUCGACGAAUUCCAACAAAUAUAACAUUGAAAACUUUGCGUUCAAAGACAAGACAUUCGAGUUUCACGUUCCAACUUACAGUCUCAAAGUAUUUCUGUCUUUGAGCUUAAAACAUCGCUUUUUGAUGAACAUAAAUGACACAUCAAACAACGUAUAUUUUACCAAAUGGAAAGGCCAUUGUGUGGUAUAUUAUUCAAACUUCGCAAUGCAAACAGAACAAAUGGAAAAGUAAUGCUGAGAAACUUACUGGAGGUCCUUCAAUAUCAUGAAAUUCGGGAUUUUCGUCAUAUUUCCACAGGUUAGUAUAGAAUAGUAUGCCUAUAUUUUCUAGUUCGGUUAUUUUAAUUUAUGCAGGGGCAGAUCUAGCUUAGAAUCUGACCGUAUCAUAUUCCUAGGUCUCGCAUAACUAGGGGGAUCCGGGGGCAUGCCCACCAGGAAAUUUUUUGAAAUUUGAACCCCGAAAAUGCCAUUUCCUGCGUUGUGAGCUGAUGAUUCUGUCCUAAAAUUUGGCCUGCACCUAUCAUUUGUUUCCACCACCCCUGGGAGGGCGGGCAGACCCAGGGGCAUUUGACAAUUUUAAUUUUUUUCUGUCAAAUUCCCCACCCACAAGUUGGAUUUAGUUGUCAAAUACCCCUACCAUGGGGGAACAAUUUAAAUCUACAUUAAUGCGUUUAUUAAGUGUACCUUUUAUUGUAUUAAAGUGUAUAACAAUUUAAAUAGUAAGUUUCACAAUAACUUAAAUUAUCCAGUGAAAGUUAAAUUUCCCAUCUGUUUUCAGCGAAACAACGCCUGGCAUCCUACUGAAUACAUUUAUGAACAUAGAACACAAAAACAUGUAGUUUAGUUUACAGGAUAUCACAGAACAGCAUAAAGAAGUUGCUUUUCACUUUGAAAGCAUGCACAUAUUUUAAUACAUUAUAGAACAAAUAUAUAGUAGAAAAGAAAUUAAAAUAAAAACACUCACCUUUGAAUAUUACUGCAACUUCAUGCAAAUCGCUAUCCUCCAAAAAUGAAAAAACAUCUUCCACAGAAAGGUUCUCCAUAGUGGCGAAUUUUUAACUUUUUAUUAAACUUCUUUACAGUAAAAAUUUAAUACAUGUAUGCUGUUUUAUAUACUUUGACUUCCGGUUUCGCGCGUUUGUCAAUUGCCCGACUCUUGGGUUGCAUUUUUCUGUCAAACGCCUGUCGCUCGGGAACGAAUUUGUUGUCAAAUCCCCCAGGGAUGCCCGCCUGUAAUAUUAUUAUAGGCAUAAUUUAUGUUAUAAAUUAUAGAGUAAUUAGGUAUUAAUUAUGGACACAUCCGGGUAAUGGAUUACUAUAUAAACAAGAACGAACUUAGAUAUUAGGUUAUAUCAAAAUACGUACACACUUGUAUCGAUCGAAAGUUAGUGAUUAACAAUACUUUUACAUGGUGUCAGGUGUGGGAUUUGUGCUGUUUAUUAGCCUUAGCUAGGCUAACGGCAUAAAGACACUAAUUCAAACCAAAGUAAUUUGCUCUGGUAUACGAGAAAAAAGCCGAUUGAGUUUUCAAUUCAAAUAUGGCGACAAGCGGAGCAUACAUUGACAAAGGUCCUUCUAUAGACUGGAGCACGGAUGACAACAUAUAUGGCCGCUUUAAAAUGUGGAAGCAAAGAUGCGAACUGCUACUCACGGGCCCGAUGGCAACAAUGUCAGAAGAAGUGAAAUGUAAACAUUUGUUAUACUGGUCUGGCGAACGUGGCAUGGAGCUAUUCAACAGUUGGGACUUGUCAGCAGAAGAUCAGAAAAAGCUAGUCAAUUAUUGGGAGAAAUUUGAAAACUACGCAAAGCCGCAUUCAAAUGAACUGCUUGCAGUUUGGGAACUGCAUAACCUUCGGCAAGGUAUGUUAUCUCUUGAAGAUUUUAUCACUAAACUAAGGAUUCUCAUUAAAGAAGCAAACUACCCAGCCGAACACUAUGACCGAUUCCUUAGAGACUUCUUAGUCCUCGGAAUUAAUUCUGACCGUGUUCGAAAAGAUUGUUUUAAGGAAGGGAACACCCUGACAUUUAGCACAGCCAGGGAAAUGGCAAAAACCGAUGAGUCGGCAGAAAGACAACUGCAAUUAAUGAAUGCUAGUGAAGUAAAUAACAUUGCAUCAAUUAGGGACAAAAGAUAUCAAAACCGAAGAAAUCAAGUUAGACAUAACCCUAGGUCUGGCAUUGGAAAAGGGCAACAGUGUAGGAACUGCGGUCGGGGAUCACAUUCUCAAGAUCAGUGUCCUGCCAAAAACAUGACAUGCCACUACUGUCAGAAAGUAGGACACUUUGCUAAAGUAUGUUUGUCAAAGUUAAGGAAUAAGAAUGUACAUGAAGUUGAAGCCCUUGCUGAUAAUAUACAACAAAAUCAGCUGCAAUCACCUUGUGUGGGAGAGGAACAAUUUGUAUUCCUAGGACCAGUUGUUGCCACACCUUUGGCUGCUCAAGUGCAUAAUGUGUCAUGCAAGGAGAAAGCAUUAUUAGAAGUUUCUAUUUCCCUGAAUAAUGAAGGGAUGCAAUCGCAUGUUGUAUGCAAAAUAGAUUCUGGUGCCGAGACAAAUAUUUUGCCCAUGUCCAUAUAUCAACAGUUGAAACAUGAAUCACAUAAGUUAGGAAAGCCUACAAUGAAAUUGACGGCUUAUGGUGGGGCUGAACUACCAAACCUGGGAUCAUGCUUUGUCUUUGUAAAGGUACCGGAUAUCCAGAAAUUAUGGAAAAUCCAGGUGCAAGUUGUUGAUGUUAAUGGCCCUAUGAUAAUUGGCAAUAAGUCUGCACAAAAUUUGGGUCUCUUAAAGCUCAAUUGGGCCAUUUAUGUUGGGAAUCAUGAUAAUAGCUUCAACAGACACAUCAGUAACACCAGUGCCACCACCAGUAACCAACCCAGCAGUAACCAUCAACCACCAGUAUCAACAACCAUGUCUCAUCCACCAUUAUCGACCGCCAGACCACCACCUAAAGUAUCGGCCAAGCAACUCAACAGUACAACUAGCCCCCUUGAUGAUAACCCUCCAGAUGUGCGGGGGAAACGUCCUUUUCCACUAACCAAAGAGUAUCUUUUAGAGGAGUACUCGGAUGUGUUUACAGGAGUCGGUUGUUUUCCUGGAGAUCCAUACCAUAUUGAAAUGAUUCCUGAUGCAGUUCCUGUACAACACGCCCCCAGACAAGUGCCAAUUCAAUUGCAAACACCAUACAAAGAUGAGCUGGACAAGUUAGUAGAGUCUGGGAUUUUAAGCGAAGUCCAGAAUGAAUAUACCCCAUGGGUCAAUUCAACCGUAGUUACACAAAAGCCCAAUGGAACCAUUCGCCUAUGUUUGGAUCCUCGCGAUCUUAACAAAGUGAUCAAGCGGAACCCAUACUAUGUCAGAACCAUAGAUGAUGUCAUACCAAAAGUCAGUGGUGCAACCCACUUCAGUAUCCUAGAUGCACGUUGUGGAUGUUGGCAAGUCGAACUCGACGAAGAGAGCAGUCGUCUGUGCACUUUCAACACCCCAUGGGGCAAGUACAGAUGGAACAGAGUCCCAUUUGGACUCACCUGCAGUGGUGAUAUAUUCCAAGAAAAGAUGGAUGCGACUUUUGGUAAAUUAGAUGGCUUAAGUGGGAUUGCAGAUGACACCUUCAUCUAUGGAAAGAAUGAAGCUGAGCACGAUCAACGCAUAAUCGACGUCCUUGAAACCGCAAGAAAGAACAAUGUACGAUUCAACCCAGAUAAAUUUCAGUUUAAAGUAGAAGAAGCAUCGUUUUUUGGGCUAACGUGGACCCCUGGUGGAAUUAAACCCGACGAACAUAAGAUCAAAUCUAUUAGAGACAUGCCCAGCCCAAGUAAUUUAACAGAGCUGCAAUCGUUUUUGGGAAUGGUGAACUACUUGAACAGAUUUUCUCCAAUCUUAUCCCAGAUAUCAUUGCCUUUGCGACAGAUGACGAAAAAAGAUGUACCAUUUAUGUGGCAACCAGAGCAGCAACAAGCUUUCCAAGAGUUGAAGCAAGUAAUUACAGAAGCUCCAGUUCUAUCCUAUUACAAUCCUGAGAAGAAAAAUUUGAUCCAGUCAGAUGCAAGUUUAAAAGGAAUUGGGUGUGUGUUGAUGCAAGAUGGUAAGCCAGUAUGCUAUGCAAGUCGGUCACUGAGCGAAACCGAGUCACGGUACAGCAAUAUUGAGCGAGAACUGUUGGCUGCCUGCUGGUCCCUGGAGAAAUUUAAUCAUUAUGUGUUUGGCAAGAAGGUGGUAAGCGAGACAGACCACAAACCGUUAGAAAGCAUAUGGAAGAAGAGUAUCACUAGUGCAUCGCCUCGCCUACAGAGACUUCUCCUGAGAAUGUCGAAGUAUGAUGUUGAUCUACGAUAUAUCGAGGGCAAGAAGAAUGUAAUCGCGGAUGCCUUGUCCCGAGUCAGCUGCAUGGAGCCACCUGUAGAUGGAAAUGAAGUGCCGUUGAUAGAAAUCAAUGAAAUUUCGAGUACAUUACCAGCAAGUCCAACAAAAUUGGACGAAAUACGGGAGCAAACAAGACAAGAUGCUACCUUGGAUCACUUGAAAGAAGUUAUACACCACAGAUGGCCUGAGUAUCCUAGCCAGUGUCCUUCUGACUUGAAGGAAUUUUGGAACUUUCGCGAAGAUCUUAGUGUUGAAAACGGCUUGGUACUGAAACGACAUCGUCUUGUGAUUCCAAGCAAACUCCGUCAACAGAUGUUACAAAUUGUGCAUCAGGGCCAUAUGGGCACAGAGAAAUGCCUUCUGAAGGCGAAAGACUGCUUGUUUUGGCCUGGGAUUUCGAAUGAUAUUAAGAAGAUGACAACUACUUGUUCCACCUGUUUGCAAUACUCGAAACAGCAAUCGAAAGAACCGCUACACCCUCAUAACGUUCCAAGUUUUCCCUGGCAAAAGGUUGGAACAGACCUUCUUGAGUACAAAGGAGCACAAUACCUGCUGGUAGCAGAUUAUUACAGUAAAUAUCCAAUUUUACGAAAGUUGAAUGGAACGACAUCAAAUGCUGUCAUCAACCAAUUAAAGUCAAUAUUUGCAGAAUAUGGAAUACCUGAAACGCUAGUAUCAGACAAUGGCCCACAAUAUAGCAGUCGAGAGUUUUCAACCUUCUGUAGCCAUUGGGGCAUUGGCCAUAGUACAAGCUCACCACUGUAUCCUCGAAGUAACGGUUUUGUAGAACGAAUGGUUCAAACUGUAAAGAACUUACUAUGCAAGUCGGAAGCUGCAGGUGAAGACCCAUAUCUUGCAUUACUUACAUAUCGGACAACACCCGUAGACAACAACUUACCGUCACCAGCCAAGCUACUAAAUCAACGAGAAUAUCGGACAUUAUUACCUUGUAGCGGAAGGCUACAACGAUGCCAAACAACGCCAGCAAAUCAAGAACAGCUUCAGCUGCGUCAAGAUGUUCAGAAACGUCAGCAUGAUGUGAACUCUCCACGUGUGUUGUCUAAGCUGCUACCAGAGCAGAAAGUGGUGGUAUUCCAGCCUCGAAAGAAAACGUGGACUCCAGGAAAGGUCAUUCAAGAAUCAAACAAGCCAAGAUCGUAUGUGGUUGAAACACCCAACGGGGGCGAAGUUCGACGUAACAGGAUACACCUAAAACCUGUAAUCGAGGAUGGCAGACAACCAGAAAUAGACCAUAUGACGAGUGGGCAAGACUGUUCAAGUUCUAGUUUACAAGAAAAGAUUCGUACCAGUGAACCUAACCUGGAAACAGCAAACAAAAGCAGAAAACUAGAAACAGACAUAUCAGGUGAUGAUCACCCUGUGACAACCAGAAGUGGCCGUAUUAUAAAGAAGCCAACUAGAUUGAAUUUAUAAGACUGUAUAAACUUUCGGACACGAAGGACCAAAACAAGAAAAAAAAAAUACUAAACUUAGUAGGUAAUUUCGAUAAAUAUAUGUAAUCAUACUUUAGGGAAGAGAUGUAAUAUUAUUAUAGGCAUAAUUUAUGUUAUAAAUUAUAGAGUAAUUAGGUAUUAAUUAUGGACACAUCCGGGUAAUGGAUUACUAUAUAAACAAGAACGAACUUAGAUAUUAGGUUAUAUCAAAGUACGUACACACUUGUAUUGAUCGAAAGUUAGUGAUUAACAAUACUUUUACAUGUAAAGUGGAAAACUGGAACAAGACAUUCAACCAUGAAGCAUAUGUUCUUUCCAUGCAUGAACAAAAUUUCAAAUAAAACUUUUAUAUUUACAAAAUGUUUUAAAAUGCCCUCAAAAUUUAAAUGUUGUGAGUGUUAUAAACUGCAAUAAUAUCUAGUGCAGAAGGCCGAAGUGAAGGGGUAUAAUUGAAGUAUUUUCUGAUGACUUCCUUCAUGGGUAUCUGCACACUUUCCAGGUGGGAGGGCUGAUCAUGAUUUUGCAGCUUCCUUUUGAGCAUGUUGCAUGGCAUCUCAUCAUUCAAAGUAUUGGUUUCAUAUUGAAGUACCAGCCCACUGUCCCAAAUGUCCCUCUUCCGAUUUCACUGUUGAUAUUUAAAUCGAAAUCGGACUUUUUAACAAUAGGUAGCAUGGGCUUGUAAUUUUCUGUAUCCUUAUCUGUAUUGGCUACAUUAGAACCAGACGUUGACUCUUUAAUGUACCUGCUUUCUGUGUUUAAACUGCCACUUUUUGGUAUGUUUACUUGAGCAGAAAUCUCUGUAAACUUUCUGACCUCGAUACUCUGAGACGUUUCAGAAACACUACGAUGGUGCACCGUAACAGUGUAUUUUCUGGAACUCCGAACAAAAAUGCAACAGCAGUUUUUGCCUGUUUUAAUUUUGACACCGUCUCUAUGCCAGGAGUAGGAAGCAUCGUCAGACAUGUAUUUUGAUGAAACAACACCAAUUAUCAAUUCAUCGCCAUCAAAACCCCAAACUUCACUUGGGUGGUGAAGAAUAAUGUUCUGCUUCUCUUCUGCAUGUGAAUUGGGAUAGUGGUAGGUCGCGACAUUAUUUCCAGAUUAGUCUAAGGUUAAACUUAGCUGCUGUAGAAAACACACACCAUCUUAAUUCCGAUCACACUAAAACCCUCGCCCAAAGGAUCGUAUUCUUCUGCUUUUUCUAUAAUCUCGGGAUCUAGCGUGGAUGACGCUUCAAAGCACUCAGACUUAGAAACACACUGGUGUCAACUAAUCACUUGCGAAUAUGAUGACUGUACAAACCUUUCGUAUGUGAUCGCGAUGUAAUGUUCUUCGUAUUCUUUAUCAGAACACAGCAAUUUCCCAUUGGAAUCACAAACAUUGUACAAGCUUUUCACACGCUUGCUACUUGUGAAUGAUGACGUUGGGGUGCUUUCAUCGAGUGGUAAAUCAUGUUCUAGUGUUAACUGUUUUUCAUCAUUGUGUUCCAUUUUGCCCUCACUUUCACAUUUUCCUGAUGUCAUUAGAUAAACAUAACAUAUGCUUGCAAACAGGCCGUGGGAUUUCAGAUAUGUGAAAAAAUCACUCUCUUUUCUAUUUUUUCUUGUGAAAAAUUUCCCAAGCUACAGUCCAUUGAAGACAGAGGGCCUUUCUUGCUCACUCCACAAGGAAAAAAAUAACUUUGCUCCUUUUUAGUGCAAAGUCCGGCUUGGACUAUUGUUAGUAGAAAAAUUGUUAGUAGAGUGACUGGUCAAUAGAUCUAUCUAUAGUGUAAACAAUCCGGGGGGUGUACACGAAUUAUGUUCGUGGUGAUUUAUUGUACUUAGUCAGUGCUUUGAAGGUUGUUUAGGCAAUUUCAGUUGUCUUAUUUCAAUAUUCUUUAGGCUUUUUGCCAAGUUCACAAAAAUUUCGAGGAAUCAUUGUCGUUAUAGUAAAUUUUAGACCAAUUUGCUUUUCAUGUUGUGCAAAGGAUCUUUCCCCUGGAACACCCAAUUUUUUCUUUAGCAGCGCAAAUGUACAUGCACUAUCAAGCUGUAGAUCAAUGAUGGCGUGACAAUGUUACGAAAUGCUACGAAGGAGCGAUACAGUUUUGUUUUCAAAUAUAUUAAAAUAUUUCAGACGUGAACAUUAUUAAGUAAAUCUUUGAGAAUCUACGCAAUAUAUAAAUUGAUGUCAUGCAUUAAUAUGGACAUUCAAUCAAGACCCAAGUACGGAUAUUAUUUAGAUGGUAUAUUCAUUAUACAGAGCUGGGAAGGAGCUAGACAGUGCUUUUUUUCAAAUGUAUAAAUAUUUCAGACAUAAAUAUUGAGAAAACCUUUGAGAUUCUAGGCAUUCAAUUAAGUGUCUAUAUUAUUUUGACGGUAUAUUCAUUAUACAGAGCUGUGAAGGAGCGAUACAGUACAUGAUACAGAUACAUGAGAAAAUCUUUGAGAUUCUAGGCAUUCAAUUAAGUGUUGAAUAUUAUUUUGACAGUAUAUUCAUUAUACAGAGCUAGGAGGGAGCAAUAAUAUUUAAACAUUUCAGACAUGAAUAUUGAGAAAAUCUUUCAGAUUCUACGCAAUAUUUAUAUAAAUUGAUGUUUUGUAUUUUACCGGCAUUCAAUUAAUACUUACAGUAACCUUUUAUAAGUGCCAAUAUAUAUUGUUUAGACCGUAUAUUCAUUAUACAUCUACUGUAUAAGGUGCUACACCACAGAGUUGAUGGCUACACUCAGUACAAAGUCAAAGAGUGAAAAAUUGCAUCAGAUCAGUAGAGUAUUAAACAAUUAUUACAUUGUAAUACCAUAAACAGAAGCGGGUGUUUGUAUGAUUGUAUGGCAUUUACGAAGAAAAUAACCAACAAAAUAACUUGCGAGACUAUAAAAGAAAAUCUCUUGACUGGUCAGAGCUCUUUAUUCAAACGAAAAAGACGAGGACUCAGAUAGCCAAUGUGUUACCACCAACCGCUUGACUUCCCAGCAAGCUUUAUGAAAUAGAAGAAAAACGCAAGGAGCUAUCCAACAUGUACAGUUACGGGUCUUGUUCACAUGUCUGGUACAACGGUUCAAACUCGUGUUCACUGCUAUAAACACUGCUAUAUUAAACUGUUAAACUAUUGACAUCUAAAGUGACAUUAUUGAAUACUUGCGAAAAGCUUAAAAUGACUCAUGAAAAAUUCUCACGAAAAACAACUUGAACUGAUCUUGGGAAUAUAAAGUCAAAUAUGGCAAUCGAUACGAUUCAAAAUACAAUGACGCACUUAUAUUACUUUGAGAGUUAGAUUUUCCUUUUAAUUUUCCGUUUACACAUUUAGAUAACGAGCUCCGCUUAAUGCUACUAUUACUUUAUUUCAAUAAAUUUAAAUACCUAUGUAUCGUUACACGCAAAAAUUACAUAUGAAUAAUUACCAUGGAAAUAUGGAGAACAUUACCUAUGCAAAAUUUAGUCAUGAACAUAACAUUUAAUUAUGUAGGCUAAAGUUACAUACCUAACUGUCAACACUCUUAAAUAGAAUCACAUAGGUAAAUUUACCUACGUAACUGUCAACACUCGUAAAUAGAAUCACAUAGGUAAAUUUACCUACGUAACUGUCAACACUCGUAAAUAUAAUUACAUAGGUAAAUUUACCUACAUAACUGUCAACACUCAUUUAAUUAAGUACAUAUAGUCAUAGGGUGUGUAAAUGUCAGCAAUCAUAUUAACACAGGACAAGGUAUUUAGUACUAAAGCACGCUUGGCUUUUCUUGAUUGUUUAUUAGUAAAUCUUUAUUAUAAGUACAAUAAUAUAGUAGGCCUAUAUUUGUUUUAGUUACACAUACAAUUCUAGAAUUGGUACCAAAUCAUAAGUUUACAAUGUAAAGGUUAUCCCUCGACUUUCCAACAAAAUGCGAGUUCUCUUGACUUUAACCUACAAGCUGUAUUGAAACUUUGGCUUCUGACAGUCUUGCUGUGGAAUCAAUGCCAAUGACAAUACUGUACAGGAGAACAACAACUUCAUGAAUCACUUUGUUCUAAAACUGCAAGAAAUAAAUACAUUAUAAACGGUGUUAACAAUCACAGUCCUCCUCUCAAUAUUUUAUGGAUUAAACACAACAAUUAAGAUAUAAUUUAGCAAGGUCUAGGACAAGGGUGGGAUUCGUGGAACAGUUCAAUAUCGAAUACAGUUAUUUAGUUAGAAAAUUUAGGGAAAAUUUUAUUACAUAAUCUAUUAAUUAAGUUAAUAUUUUAGAACACACACAAGUUUGAAUCAAGCUAAUUUUCUCUAUUCGCCAUCAGGUUUCUGACACAAGUUUGAUUUCUUCAAAGACAUGAAAUUUCUUAUUUCCUUAAAUGAAAUAACUCUUUAACCUGUAGUGUAACUUAUUUUUCAUUUUCUUAUUUUUUUUAUGGUUUGUUCCCGAGAUAUUUCAAUUUGUUUCAUAUGUAAAUGAGUGUGAAUAUAUCUGCUAUUUUAUGAUGUCAUAUUGGUGCUGAUGCAGAUGAUAAUUUCAAACUUCACUCACUGGUAUAUGUGAUGAAACAACCAUUGUAAGUUGAGCUUGCAACCAACAUGACAUCAUAAAUUAGCAGACACUCAUUUACAUAUCAAACAAAUUGAAAUAUCUCAGGAACAAACCAUAAAAACAAGAAACUGAAAAAUAAAUCACAGUACAACUUAUAAAGAGUUACUUCAUUAAAAAAAUCUAAAUUUUAUGUCAUAUACAAUUUAAGAUGUGAGAAAAGAGUUGAGUUGAAAAAAAUAAAUCACAUUAUUAUAUGGCAAGCAUUUGUUUUGAUGAAUCAUGCAAUUUGAUUGGCUGCUGACGAGGCAGGAUUUUCCCAUAUUGCCCACAGGCAAUACGCAAUUUUUUAUUGCCCGGCGACGGGAGCCGAGUUUCAAACAGCAAAAAGUGUCUAAAAGUCUUUCAACCUAUUCAAAACGAAGAAAAAUAAACCUGAACUAAAGAAAAGGAGCACCUUCUAUUGUUAAAGAAACAGAGUCAUUGUGCUUGCACUGAUUAUAUUGUGUGCAACACUUCAAAACUACAGUAGAUUUUGUAUAUAACAUUUAAAAAAAUAUCAAUUAUUAAAUACUAUUAAAAUUUAAUACAACGAAAUAGCAUUCUACGUUGAUAAUGUUAAUUAUAGUUAAAUAAUAAUUAUUUUCAAACUAUUAUAGUAAUUCAACGUUUCCAUGGGUUUUUAUACUCUCAAAAUGCUACAAUAAAGCUAAGUUAGUAGGAAAUAACAUUAUUACUCGCUGGGGCACUCUGUGCCUCAGACGAGUAUAGGUUUCGGCUUCAUGGAUCUCCAAUCAUCGAUAGCCACAAAAUAGAAUAUUAAUGAGCUGCCUAAUUUUUCCCCAAUUAUCCAUAAGACUCCUGCCAAUUUUACCCAAAUUAUCCAUAAAUAACCCUGCAUUUUGAGGAAAAUUUGGGAAAAUUGAACAAUUUUACAAGGAAUUUCGCACGGAAACAGCAACCUUCGCAAAUCGCAAGUUUAUACGUUUGGCUGCGCUGCUUUAAUAUAUUUUGAGAAGAAAGUGACAACGUUCGAUUCAUCGUAAGAAAUUGUACUCACAGAUGUCAAAUGUAUUACUAAACAGCAGUAUUCUAGCGAUUUAUGGCCUUUGAAAAUCAAGCGAAAUUGGUCAAAUUGUAUAAUUGUUGACAAAUCACUCGCACUACCUUUGUCCUUGUAUUUGUAAUGCCUCAUGGCGCAAUAACGAUAAAAAUAUCACCGUUCGGUUCGGGGUAAGACAUUGUACUAAACAAUAGUAUUCUAGCGAUUUAUGGUCUUUGUCUUUGAAAGACAAGCGAAAUUGUAUUGUUAACAAAUCGCUCAUACGGAUGUCAAAUGUAUUAUUACUAAACAACAGUAAUCUAGCGAUUUAUGGCUUUGUCUUUGAAAGCCAAGCGAAAUUGUAUUGUUGAUAACUUUGGUAUCAUUGGUUUUCUCUUUUUCGGCUGUAUACCAGUGGAUCCGUCUUACUUCUCUCUUCAUUUUGAUAGUAUUUUGAGCCCAAAAGCCCCCAAAUUAGUUUAUUUUGAACGUUUUAAAGCGUAGUGAGCAGCCUAGCGCACGGACCAACUGGCGGCUGACAGUCUUGAAGAAUGUAGCGUACUAAAUAUAACUUUACUUGUAGGGCCUACCGCAUUUUAGUACUGUGUUAAGCCUUUUGCGCUCGUAUUCGACUUUUUCGCUUAGUAAUGUGCGUAUUUGUAUGACUUGUAUAGCCCCAGCGGGUCAACGCUCCGCAGAGCGUCUUGUUUAGUUAUAAAAUAGUAAAGGAAAUGCAAAUAUAUUGACAUAAUAGCUAUUUUUCAAUAAAAUAUAUUGAUAUUAAACUUAUUGAAUCAAUAUUUUAAGUUUUAGCCAAUUGUACCAAACGUUUCGUGGUUUUGAUCAUGGUUUGAUCAUGGUUUCAUGGUUUGAUUUUGUGGUUUUGGUCACUUUGGGGUUCUUUUUUGAAAACGAUGUGAAAAAUCAAAGCAAUCUUACAAUAUUUAACUGUGAAUUAAAUUAUAAUGAUCAUAUUCACAAUUAUAAUUAUACAAAUCCCUUAUUCACUGCGAACAAUCUCAGAUCGAUUCGGAAAAAUGUAGUGCCCCAAGAAUGGCGGCGUGAGAAAGCCUAAUUCGCUCUGUACAACAGCCGUAAAUUAUUUUUAUAAGUUAUUUUAUACUGCAAUACAUAUCCUGUUAUUGCAAUAUAGCGUUAUCUAUAUACUUUCUAUGAUUUUGAUGGUAUGCAACAUGUACGCACUGCGUACCUAUUUUUAUCACUCCUGGUCACUCGUUGUCACUCAAUCGUGGUCAAGAUUGAGUUAAUAACUGAUUAUAGUCGUUGUACCAAAUUGAGCGAGUAAUUGAGCACUCGAUAUUGUGCAGCAAAAGUUGCAACGAAAAACAAAUAAAUUUGCAUUCAAUUAAAAAAACCUCCUGCUUUACUUUAAAAAAAAGUUAAAAGGUUAAGGGAAAGUACAUUUAUUAUGCCGAGGGGGGGGGGAUGAAGAUGUUAAGGGGGGCACCGAAAUGUUUUCUGGCAUUAAAGGGGGGGCUCUGAAAGUUCUUGAUAUACUGAGAGGGGGGGGGGGCUCUAAAUUUUUUAAAGUUUUGGUCCAGCAGGGGCCUGGAGGUUCACUCCCAUCAUAGUUAAUAGAAUAGAUGGUUUGGAAACUCCCCCCUACUCAGAGCCCCCUACUGUGAAAUUCAGGCAAAAAUCAUGUAAAAUUCAAGUUAAAACAUUACACCAACACAGAAAAAAUCAUGAUUAUUAGAUUACAUUGAUAUUGUAGAGAAUAUAGAGACCGACGUUAUAGAGACUGACGUUAGCAAAUAUAGGUGGCGUGGACGAGCGUUGAUCGAUAGUUUUAAAUCCGGACACUACAGGAAAGUUGUAAGACUGUUAAUAUUAAUAUAUCUUAAGAAAUAAAUUAUUACAUUGGUGGCAGCGGCAAACAAAAUAUAAAGAAUGUCUAGCGCUGAAUUACUUCAAGAAAUUGAGAGACUUACCAAGCGUGUUGAGGAACUGGAGAAGACAGAAAACGAUGCGACGCCAUCGUCGAGUUUAAACCUGCCCGUGGUUCAAGUAAAUAAUCAGAAAGCAAAGCCAGAUAACUACUCGGACGGCCCGUGGAACGAGUGGAUUAGUCACUUCAAGCUGUGUGCUCAGAUAAACAACUGGGACGACACACAGUGUUGCCAACAGCUAGCUGUUUCUCUUCGCGGUAGAGCUCAGCGAAUCUACUUGACGCUUCAAGAUAACGAGAAGACGUGUUUUGACGACCUAGUGAACACAUUACAGUCUAGAAUUCAGCCAGACCAACAAAGGAAAAUCCACAAGCUGACCUUCAAUGCGAGGAAACGAAAACAUGGGGAGAACAUUGUAGAUUUAGCAACUGAUCUGCGACAACUCGCUGCACUGGCGUACCAAAACAAGGAUAAGUCGCUUGUCGAGGAGGAACUCGUUGAACAAUUUAUCCGUGCCCUCGACAGUAAGGAACUACGUAUCGGAGUGAGUCAAAGUGACCCAAAAUCUCUCGAUUCAGAACAAUAAAAGUGGAGUUCUUGAGCCCAUGGUGCGAUUUGAAGAGCGCUAUAAAACUGGAAUAUUGAAGGUUGCUGCAACGAUACAGAAUGGACAAAUACCUGUGAGAUUAUUUAACCUCGGACCGAAAGGAAAAACAAUUUACAAAGGAAGCACUGUUGGAGAAUUUUGGCCAUUGUUAGAAGAUAAGAAUACAGAAACGGAAAACUGCUACUUUAUUGACACGCACAUCAUCGAGACUGAUAAAAAGCUGAUGAAAGGUGGAGGGCUUUGCUCGGUGGCAACGCCAAGUCUAGUGACAAAAGAAAAUAUGGACAUGGUUAAAGAACUUUUUCCAAUAGUAAACGAUUCAUUGUUAGAGAGCGAGAAAGAAAGCGUAUACAAGGUACUAGCACGUCAUACUGUAAUAGUCUCGGAAAAUAAAACGGACUUGGGAGAGGCGAGAGAUGUCCAACACUUUAUUAACACUGGUCAACAUAUCCCAGUUAAAGCUACACCGCGUAGAUUUCCGUUUCAUAAGCGUGAGGUUGUACGAGAAGAAGUGGAAUCGAUGCUUGCAAGCGACGUGAUUGAACCUUCCACAUCCCCUUGGUCGGCCCCGGUGGUGCUGGUGAGAAAAAAAGACGGGAGCGAGCGUUUCUGUAUCGACUACCGUAAACUGAAUGCGAUUACGAAGAAGGAUGUUUUCCCUCUACCGAGAUGCGACGAAAUAUUAGAAUCGCUUUCGGGGGCAGCCUACUUCACUCAUCUGGAUCUAGUGCGAGGUUAUUGGCAAAUCAAAGUCGCGGAGCAAGAUCGCGAGAAAACAGCUUUCUCCACACCAGACGGACAUUUUCAGUUUAAAAGAAUGCCUUUUGGGUUGACUAAUGCACCGGCAACAUUUCAACGAGCUAUGAAUACGAUUUUGGCGGGACUGUGCUGGACUGACUGUGUUGUAUAUUUGGAUGACAUUAUUGUGAGUGGGAGGACACUAGAAGAGCACAAUCAGCGUCUUGAGAACGUAUUUAGCAAGAUUAGAAACUGCAGGGUUGAAAUUGAACGCAAGAAAAUGUGAGUUUGUCCAACAGCGGAGUGUUAUUUUAGGACAUGUCGUUAGUAAGGAAGGGAUCUCGACGGAUCCCGAUAAGGUGAAAGUCCUGGAGAAAUGGCCUACUCCAAACAACCUAUCGGACUUGCGUUCGUUCCUUGGCUGCACGGGUUACUACAGGCAAUACAUCCGGGAUUACGCAAGAAUUGCCGAACCACUUUAUAGACUUGAACGAAAGGGAACGGUUUUCAAGUGGAACGACGAUUGUCAGAAAGCAUUCAACAUUCUAAAGACAAAAUUGAUAACGGCCCCAAUACUGACCUACCCGAGACUCGACAUUCCUUUUAUUCUUGAUACUGAUGCCUGUGAUACGGGGAUUGGAGCUGUGUUGUCACAACGCCAUGGAGAAGACGAAAAGGUUAUUGCCUAUGCCGCCAGGUCCUUAUCAAAAGCGGAAAGGAACUAUAGUACUACUAGGAAAGAACUAUUGGCCCUUGUAUGGUCGAUGGAACAUUUCGCAUCCUAUCUAAUAGGAAAACCAUUCAGAGCACGUUCUGAUCAUAAUGCACUGAGGUGGAUAAGAAAUUUUAAGCAACCUAAAGGACAAGUAGCACGAUGGAUUGAAAGAUUGUCCGUUUUUGACUUUGAAAUUGAACAUAGACCUGGACGUAGUCAUGGUAAUGCUGAUGGUGUAUCACGUAUACCUCAGGAUACUCGUGAGGUACAGAGUGGCCACGUAUGUAACGCAUCGAAUGGUAAUGACGAAACGAGCCCGUGGUGUCUGCGCUGGACAGCGAAGGAACUGAGUUUGCAUCAACACGAAUAUCCAGAGAUUUGUCGCGCGAUCGGAUGGGUGAAAGACGGUAAGCGACCACCGAAGGAGGAUAUAACACGUAUGGGUCCUCUAAUGGGCAAACUUUGGAGCAAAUUCGAUCAAUUGACGCUUGUUGAUGGACUUUUGUAUCGUAUUUUCGAGAACGAUAAUGGUAAUGACCGACAUCUUCAAAUUUGUUUACCACGAAAAUUAAUAAAAGAAGUUUUGGAGUUGACUCAUGAUAUUCCCAGCGUGGGUCACCUCGGUUCUCAGAGGUUAAAAGAAGUGAUAAAGAGAAGAUGUUAUUGCAGCGACUGGCAGUCAGAUGUCGAGAUGCAUUGCAAGAAUUGUCAGAUAUGCGCAGAACGAAAUGGACCGUCGAGAAAACGACGCGGAAUGAUGGUAUUGGAUCAACCGGGAUACCCAAUGGAACGUGUUGCUAUGGACAUCAUUGGACCACUACCUAAAACCCCUGAUGGUAAUCGAUAUAUAUUGGUGGUCGUGGACUAUUUCACGAAAUGGCCGGAGGCGUACGCGAUUCCAAAUCAAGAAGCACGUAUCAUUGCACAAAAAUUGGUGGAUGAGUGGAUUUGUAGAUAUGGAAUCAUGCAGCGACUGCAUACGGACCAGGGGAGAAAUUUCGAAAGCGCGGUCUUCAAAGAGAUAAUCGAUAUUCUUGGGAUAAAGAAAACCCGAACAACACCAUACCACCCUCAAAGUGAUGGCCUUGUUGAACGAAUGAACCGGACUCUGAAAGAUAUUCUUUCAAAGUUGGUCAAUGAACGUCAAGAUGAUUGGGACAGAUGUUUACCUCAAGCAUUGUUGGCGUACCGGUCCACCGUGCAAACCUCAACAGGGUUCUCUCCACAUUUCUUGAUGUUUGGAAGAGAAACAAGAAUCCCAGUUGACCUAAUGACACCUGAGCCCCCUCAAGCAGAAAUACCACCGACUACAUCAGAGUAUGCGGAAAAAUUGAGGAAACGUUUUGAAAGAACAUACGAGUUGACCAGAGUAAAUACAAAGAAAUCUAGCGAGCGAUAUAAAGACUACUAUGACGCGAAGGCGAAAGAUACGACGUACAACGUCGGGGAAAAGUAUGGUUGUAUGUACCAUUUGUCAAAAAGGGAAAGAAUUUGAAGCUAUCACGGCCGUGGCGGGGACCAUAUACGAUUGUGAAGAAAAUUUCAGAUGUGGUGUAUCGAAUCGAGAAAAAUGCCAACAAAAGGAAUAGGUUAGUAGUCCAUUACAAUCGUCUUAAACCGUGUUUUGAACGACUGUUGAAAAGUCUACCUAAUCGACCACCAAACGAGACGAAACUGCAAUCGAAAGAAACCACCGAAACGAGAAAAGAAAACGUGGAGAAUUGUAGUGGCCAAACCCCGCAAACGGAACCCCCAACCAACAGAGGAAAUGAUGAGGAUGAGUGGACAGUGAGGUAUUUUAGAAGAAAUUUGAGACAAAGUAGACCAA